Homo sapiens (human) is the source of this 2252-nucleotide messenger RNA. RefSeq names its product acyl-CoA synthetase family member 2 (gene ACSF2). Bases 45 to 1967 code for a protein of 640 amino acids. Lineage: Eukaryota; Metazoa; Chordata; Mammalia; Primates; Hominidae. The record is from RefSeq and is marked validated. Gene Ontology annotation, molecular function: medium-chain fatty acid-CoA ligase activity. Gene Ontology annotation, biological process: long-chain fatty acid metabolic process. Gene Ontology annotation, cellular component: mitochondrion. The transcript has 17 exons.
ACUUUAAAAGUUUACUCGGGCCGGGACGCAGGGCAAAGCGAGCCAUGGCUGUCUACGUCGGGAUGCUGCGCCUGGGGAGGCUGUGCGCCGGGAGCUCGGGGGUGCUGGGGGCCCGGGCCGCCCUCUCUCGGAGUUGGCAGGAAGCCAGGUUGCAGGGUGUCCGCUUCCUCAGUGCAAGGGGUGGGAUGGAAGCUGGCAGGCAGAGGAUUUCAGUUCCCAGUAGCUUCACUGCCUCUGCAGCAGCACAUUCCAGAGAGGUGGAUCGCAUGGUCUCCACGCCCAUCGGAGGCCUCAGCUACGUUCAGGGGUGCACCAAAAAGCAUCUUAACAGCAAGACUGUGGGCCAGUGCCUGGAGACCACAGCACAGAGGGUCCCAGAACGAGAGGCCUUGGUCGUCCUCCAUGAAGACGUCAGGUUGACCUUUGCCCAACUCAAGGAGGAGGUGGACAAAGCUGCUUCUGGCCUCCUGAGCAUUGGCCUCUGCAAAGGUGACCGGCUGGGCAUGUGGGGACCUAACUCCUAUGCAUGGGUGCUCAUGCAGUUGGCCACCGCCCAGGCGGGCAUCAUUCUGGUGUCUGUGAACCCAGCCUACCAGGCUAUGGAACUGGAGUAUGUCCUCAAGAAGGUGGGCUGCAAGGCCCUUGUGUUCCCCAAGCAAUUCAAGACCCAGCAAUACUACAACGUCCUGAAGCAGAUCUGUCCAGAAGUGGAGAAUGCCCAGCCAGGGGCCUUGAAGAGUCAGAGGCUCCCAGAUCUGACCACAGUCAUCUCGGUGGAUGCCCCUUUGCCGGGGACCCUGCUCCUGGAUGAAGUGGUGGCGGCUGGCAGCACACGGCAGCAUCUGGACCAGCUCCAAUACAACCAGCAGUUCCUGUCCUGCCAUGACCCCAUCAACAUCCAGUUCACCUCGGGGACAACAGGCAGCCCCAAGGGGGCCACCCUCUCCCACUACAACAUUGUCAACAACUCCAACAUUUUAGGAGAGCGCCUGAAACUGCAUGAGAAGACACCAGAGCAGUUGCGGAUGAUCCUGCCCAACCCCCUGUACCAUUGCCUGGGUUCCGUGGCAGGCACAAUGAUGUGUCUGAUGUACGGUGCCACCCUCAUCCUGGCCUCUCCCAUCUUCAAUGGCAAGAAGGCACUGGAGGCCAUCAGCAGAGAGAGAGGCACCUUCCUGUAUGGUACCCCCACGAUGUUCGUGGACAUUCUGAACCAGCCAGACUUCUCCAGUUAUGACAUCUCGACCAUGUGUGGAGGUGUCAUUGCUGGGUCCCCUGCACCUCCAGAGUUGAUCCGAGCCAUCAUCAACAAGAUAAAUAUGAAGGACCUGGUGGUUGCUUAUGGAACCACAGAGAACAGUCCCGUGACAUUCGCGCACUUCCCUGAGGACACUGUGGAGCAGAAGGCAGAAAGCGUGGGCAGAAUUAUGCCUCACACGGAGGCCCGGAUCAUGAACAUGGAGGCAGGGACGCUGGCAAAGCUGAACACGCCCGGGGAGCUGUGCAUCCGAGGGUACUGCGUCAUGCUGGGCUACUGGGGUGAGCCUCAGAAGACAGAGGAAGCAGUGGAUCAGGACAAGUGGUAUUGGACAGGAGAUGUCGCCACAAUGAAUGAGCAGGGCUUCUGCAAGAUCGUGGGCCGCUCUAAGGAUAUGAUCAUCCGGGGUGGUGAGAACAUCUACCCCGCAGAGCUCGAGGACUUCUUUCACACACACCCGAAGGUGCAGGAAGUGCAGGUGGUGGGAGUGAAGGACGAUCGGAUGGGGGAAGAGAUUUGUGCCUGCAUUCGGCUGAAGGACGGGGAGGAGACCACGGUGGAGGAGAUAAAAGCUUUCUGCAAAGGGAAGAUCUCUCACUUCAAGAUUCCGAAGUACAUCGUGUUUGUCACAAACUACCCCCUCACCAUUUCAGGAAAGAUCCAGAAAUUCAAACUUCGAGAGCAGAUGGAACGACAUCUAAAUCUGUGAAUAAAGCAGCAGGCCUGUCCUGGCCGGUUGGCUUGACUCUCUCCUGUCAGAAUGCAACCUGGCUUUAUGCACCUAGAUGUCCCCAGCACCCAGUUCUGAGCCAGGCACAUCAAAUGUCAAGGAAUUGACUGAACGAACUAAGAGCUCCUGGAUGGGUCCGGGAACUCGCCUGGGCACAAGGUGCCAAAAGGCAGGCAGCCUGCCCAGGCCCUCCCUCCUGUCCAUCCCCCACAUUCCCCUGUCUGUCCUUGUGAUUUGGCAUAAAGAGCUUCUGUUUUCUUUGGC